GCCUUUCUUGUCCUGCCAGAUCUUCUGACACGCCUUAAGGUGUUUUCCUUCCUCAUUCCACGUGUAAUUGGAUACCUUUUUUUUGUUUUGUUUCAAGAAUACAACACGAAAUAGCAAUCUUUUUCAGUCUGGCCUUAAAAGCUCUAGUAUUUCUGUAAACUGGAGGAAAUUAGGAAAUAGGUCGUGUUAGGUUUGGGGGGGGGAGGGAGAAGCCCGAACCUGGGGCAGGUACGGACAGGUACUGUCCGCACGCACCUCUGGAGGCGGAGCCCCGGCGGCAGCGAGCGAGCAGCCAUGGAGUGCGACUGUAAACCACAGAGUGCCUGCACGUCCUUGUCUGCCUGCGGGGAAAACGCCGAGCUGGAGGAUCUUUGGAUAAGCUCCAAAAGUGUGCUGACGGGGGCGCUUACAGUGGUGGGGUUCCUGUUCUACAGAUUCUCACAAGCUCUUCCAUUUUUAAUAAGGUGGCCAAUACGUCUGUUCUGCUCUCUCACCGGUUUGUCCUCGUUGUGGGGCUGGCUCUCCCGUUUGCUGAGUACCGUUCGAGGGUUACAGACUUUAGUGAAGUGGCUGUCUCCUCUUUGGAAGUUCAUAUUAGCACUGCCUACCAAACUCAGCUGGGUGCCAGCGGUAAUCAAAGCUGUUGCAGGCUCUCUCACUAACAUAAAGAAGUACCUGCUGGCUCUGAGAGACCUCAUCCAGCGCCUGAGAGAAAACUCCAAAGGCAAGUCCCCAAAAGUUGGACAGUCCACAAAUCCUGGCACUCUGAGCAGUCCUGCCCCUCUCGCGCCCGGCCCCUCUGAUGCCAGGCUGCGGGUCAUUCUGGUCGGGCCCCGGGGGGGCGGCCGGAGCCGGUUGGGGGACACCCUGCUGGGCUGCGCAGGGCUUUCCGGGGCCUCCGGGCACUGUGUGAGCCAUCGGGCCGUCCUGGGAGGGAGAGAGGUGACCGUUGUGGACACCCCGGACCUGCUGGGGUCGUCCCUGGGAGCCGCGGGACGGGCGCGGGAGGCCCUGCGGAGCGUGCAGCUGGCCAGCCCGGGGCCACACGCCUUCCUGCUGGUGAUGCGGGCCCCCGGGUCGAGCGGCGCGGGCGGCGGGGACGAAUCAGAGGCCUUGAAGACGCUGCUGGACCUGGUGGGGGAGGGGGCCCGGGGUCACGUGCUGCCGGUCCUCACCCACGCGGACUCCCUCGGGGGCUCCCCCACGCUCGCCCAGCUGCUCGGGGGGGCCCCGGCCGGCCUCCGGGCCGCCCUGUCCGCGUGCGGCCAGAGGGCGGAGCUGGCGGGCAACGGGCCCGGCUGCCCCCUGCCCCAGAGGAGGGCCCUGGCCUCCAGGCUGCUGGAGAGGGUGGAGGAAAUGAAGGCGCUCGGCGGCCAUUACGUUCACGAGCUGCAGCGGAGGGAGGACCGCAUCAGGGAGAAGCUGCUGGAGGACAUGGCCGCCCUGCUGGAGAGCAGGCUGGAAGUGAGGGAGAAGGAUGCGUGAAAUGAGUGCUUUUGAGCAGCCAUGGGCUUGGACAUGGAGUGUGGCACUUGGAGUGUGGGACUUGAGUAUUCAUAUUUUUGGGAGGUGACGGUGCUUGAAUAGUACUGGAGAGGAGAAACUUGAAUGUAUGCAGUUCUAUGGAAUUCUUUCUUUUUUUUGUAUUUUUUGUCAAUAAUUUAAGUAAGGGGUUAAAUCUGAAUGCUUGGAAGACUUGUACAUGCUUAGUUUUAACAUUUCCAUCUCCCUGCUUGAUCAAGCAGCACAUAAACAUGUAUGUGCCACCAGGGGGGCGAACUUCACAUUUACCUCAUUGGUAAAUCUUCUUGACCUUGGAAACCCCAGAACACUAGAGGUUUAACUUGCAUAAGCAGAAGUGUCUGCAGAUGACUGAGCUCUGAAAUUCUUUGACAAAGACGAAAAUGUGGCUUUCCACUGCAUGCUCUGGCAUUUGCUUUCAGGGUUGAAAAGGGGUAGCUGUCUCUUCCACAGUGUUUCAUUUGUGAGUAUUCAUUUGUCCGUUGGUUUGUUAACAUUCCGCAUUUUCUCAAGUUUAUGAAACAUGCCAAGAUUGUUGUUAUUAAUCAGAAUUACUUAUUCCUUUGGUCAUUAGCAGCUUCCACACACUGACAUUUGCAGAUUCCAGCUUUAACUAUACUGCAUCCAAACAAUGUAUAGAGAAGAGCUCAAUCACACCUGUGCAUACUUACAUGAAGGAAGUGUACACAAGUUCAUUACAGACCAGUGUAUCUUAAAACAAAUAUAUAAGGGCAAACAAUAUAUGCACAAAAUGCUAAAUGGCACAGUAUUAUAGAGCAUAUGGAACCAGUAUGAAUUGUUUAAUAAUCCCAUGUUGAAUGGUGGACACAGAUCAGACCUUGUCCAAAAUACAGUAGUUGUCUGCACAAAAAUGCAGAAACAGUUCAUAGGUUUGAACUGCUUCCUUUUUAGGUUUUUAGCUUUUUAGUGUCUCCCCUCCCCCUUUCUUACCCACUGGACAAGAGUAUUAUUAUCGUGUCACAUUUGAGUUCAGUUAUGAUGUCACAAUAGAAUACAAGCAAUACAUCUGAACUCUGCUGCUUUCAUCUUAAGACAUUACAAGAUAUGUAAUGCAUAUCAAAUUCAGGGUGCCAGUUGGAGUGCAAGUUAUAUAUUAUCUCCCAACAGUGGCUUUGACCCCAUUUUUACCCGAGCUGCUUAUUGCCCCUCUUAUAUCUCAAAGGAGUUUUAUCCAAUGAAAAGCCACAGAACAUUGUCUACAGGCUCUUGGAUUAAAAAUGAUGUCACAAUAGUGUGAGCCAAGGAGACAGAGAAAGGAGUGAUUAUGAGGGCAAAUGAAGAGUCAUAUUGUGUAAUGACUUAACCCUU
Anguilla rostrata (American eel) is the source of this 2850-nucleotide messenger RNA. Its product is annotated as GTPase IMAP family member 4-like. NCBI's taxonomy places the organism in Eukaryota, Metazoa, Chordata, Actinopteri, Anguilliformes, Anguillidae. The transcript has 8 exons. The coding region runs from base 295 to 1485 and encodes 396 amino acids. The record is from RefSeq and is a predicted model, not a curated record. Gene Ontology annotation, molecular function: GTP binding.